Aspergillus fijiensis CBS 313.89 is the source of this 1198-nucleotide messenger RNA. RefSeq lists its product as uncharacterized. The transcript has 2 exons. The record is from RefSeq and is a predicted model, not a curated record. Bases 166 to 1059 code for a protein of 297 amino acids. Lineage: Eukaryota; Fungi; Ascomycota; Eurotiomycetes; Eurotiales; Aspergillaceae.
UCUUAUUCAGCAUCUUCACCAGACAGAACUACUAUAUCUUCCUUCGCUGGCUUGAGCUCAAGCUCUUUGUCUUUGCAAACCAUCUCCACAGUUCUUUGAACUGCUCAUCCUCCCUCGUCUUGAGAAUAAAAAAAUAAACAAAAACCACCCCCCACAACUAUCAACAUGCAGUGGUCAACCAUCACCACAAUCCUCACCCUCCUCCUCCUCAACACCACCCAAAGCUCAGCCUUCAGCAUCGCCCGCGUCUGGGCAAGCUUCUACACCGAAUGUCCCGCCGACGACUCAUCCUCCGACACCCCGGCCCCAUCAUCACCAUCCGAUGACCCCAGCACCAAAAGCACCAGCAACACCAACAGCGUCCUCGCCAACUUCUUCGCCUCCUUCUUCCAGCGCACGGACGACCAAUCGGCCACCGUCGUCAUCGACGUCUACUCCGGCACCUGCCAGGCCUUCCCCGUGGGCCGGCGCUACAACGCCGACGCCAUCUCCUUCAACGCCGAGGCCGUCUACACGGGGCCCUACGACCGGUGCAACGUGACCGUGCACGAGGUGCCGGGCUGCGUCGACGCGCCCUUGAUCGAGGUCCCCAUCCAGGCGGACGGCAGCGCCGCCGCCACCUGCACCGAGCGCGAGUUCCACUCCCUCUCGCAGAUGUGGAUCAUGCUGCACUGCGAGACCGACAAGAAGUCCUCCUCCACCGGCACAAGCAUCGGAAAAAGCAGCACCACCACCACCACCAGCAGUGGCGGCGGUAGUGGUCAGCAGAAGCCCUCGCAACAGGCGCAACCUCACGGUGAUGAUGAUGAUGAUGAUGAUGAUGAUGACGAGUCUCAGUCACAAUCGUCCUCGUCCACGGAUCCCAAAAUCCCCGAGAUCCCCGCCAUCCCUGACAUCCCCAAGCUGCAACCCACGAUCUUUUCGAAGUUGCACGCCGCGCUAGAAAAUGUCACCGCCGCCACCAAUGCCGGUGCUGGGAAGGCGAACUCGACGGCUCCGGUUCUGUCGCGGUCAAUGCGCCUGCGGCGCGCGGCGCGCACUCGCUUGUCGAAUCUGUGAAUCGAUUUCUGCACUUUUUCCUGUUGUUGAUGUUCUUGAUUUGAGUUUUUGUAUAUUCUGGGCCUCGUGUAUCUUGUAUAUUUGUCAGCCUUUCAGCGAUUGGGUGAUUGAUUUUUGUGGCGUCUGGAGAGUACAGUAC